Drosophila willistoni is the source of this 846-nucleotide messenger RNA. RefSeq names its product gonadal protein gdl (gene gdl). The transcript has 3 exons. The record is from RefSeq and is a predicted model, not a curated record. Lineage: Eukaryota; Metazoa; Arthropoda; Insecta; Diptera; Drosophilidae. Bases 238 to 810 code for a protein of 190 amino acids.
CAGUUUUGAUCAGAUGAUUGGUAGUUUUUUGUUGUUAUAAACAUUUUGUGAAUUUGAUCAAUUAUGGAUUAAAUGAUUGCAAAUAUAAUUCCAUUGAAAGACUAUAUUCAGAUUUUUAUAAAUUUUGGUGCAUAAUCUAUAGCGACAAUCUUUCGAAAUACAUGCCUUCACAUUGGCCGCUUGGUUGAAUGUGUCAUUUUAAGCCCUUAAAAAAAUAUAAAUUAUUAAAUAAAAAUAAUGGAAGAGCAAGUUGCAGAGUCAUCCACGGCAUCUAUUACAGAAACGGCAGCAGAUAGCGAAUCACAAUGUUUGCAACGUAAAAUCUAUUUCCUGGUGGACAACCUAAGAUCCUAUCACGCCGAACUUCCUGUAACAUUGCAGACACGCAUAUCUUAUGAAUUGCUAACUGAAUUGGCACAUUGCGUCUUGAACGAAGGCAUUUUCGAGAUAGUCAAGGCUCUGCUGGAGCUGCAACAUGCCACAGAGAAGCAUCUGCUACAAAUGCGAUUACAGGUUGAAAACGAAUACGAAAUCGAGGUCACCGAAUGGUGUUCUAAAAUUAAGGAUCCUAAAGAACUAGCCCACCUUUUAGAUUUGCUGAAAGCCAAGCAUGUAAAUAAACUUAAGGAUGCAGAUAAGAAAAUUAUUGAAGUUUUAGAUCAAAAGGUAAAUGACCAGCAAUCCACUUUACAUAUGGCUGGUGUUCCUGGUUUUUAUGCCACACAAAAUGCCAAAGAAAUUAAGAUUCAAAUGUUUUUGCUGGACUUUAUUUUGCGUUUGAGUCGCUUGAAAUACAAACCAAACAAAUAGGAUUUCCAAUAUUAUAUUAAGAAAAAAAAAAACAAA